UUUGGCCCCGCUUGGUGGCGGGAGUUUCCAGCAUGGCGGUGCAGCCGAAACAGAAUCUGUCCAUGGACAGCGCAGCCGAGCACAGCUUUCUUAACUUUAUAUUCUCCAUGCCGGAGAAACCGGACACCACAUUCCGGAUAUUUGACCGUAACGAAUACUACACGGUUCACGGGAAAGACGCCAUAUUCGCAGCGAAGGAGGUUUUCAAGACGAACGGGGUCAUAAAAUAUUUGGGCUCAGGGAGUCGCAAGCUGGAGAGUGUGGUCCUGAGCAAGCUGAACUUUGAGGCUUUCGUAAAAGAUUUGCUGCUGGUGAGGCAGUAUAGAGUGGAGGUGUACAGGAACCACAGCAAGAGCAGCAAGGAGCACGACUGGAAGAUUGAAUACAAGGCCUCUCCAGGAAACUUGACUCAGUUUGAGGAGAUCCUUUUUGGUGGUGGGAGCGGAGCGGAGGGCUGUGCAGGUGUUGUUGCUGUGCGGCUUGCAGCAGGAGCCGAUGGGCAGCGUGUGGUCGGGGUCGGGUACGUGGAUGCAGCCCAGAGGACGAUGGGAGUGUGCGAGUUUCCAGACAACGAGAUAUUCUCCAACUUGGAGUCCCUGCUUGUCCAAAUCAGCCCCAAAGAGUGUCUCCUAGCCCAGGGGGAAGCCAAUGCUGAUGGGAGUAAACUGCGUGAGGUUGUGCAGCGUGGCGGCAUGCUUGUCUCUGACAGGAAGAGAGCUGAGUUCAGCAGCAAGGAUAUGGUCCAGGAUCUCAACAGGCUGCUGAGAGCAAAGAGAGGGGAGACUGUGGCGAGCAACACCCUGCCUGAGUUGGACAAACAGGUGGCCAUGUCAUGCUUGGCUGCUGUGGUGCGUUUCCUCGAACUGCUCUCUGAUGAGUCAAACUUCAACUCCUUCAGCCUGAGCGCUCUGGACCUGGGUCAGUACAUGAGGUUGGACAAUGCUGCUGUCAGGGCUCUUAAUCUCUUCCAGGGCUCACCUGACGACACCAGUGGAGCUCACUCGUUGGCUGGUUUGUUGAACAAGUGCCGCACUCCACAGGGUCAGCGGCUGGUCAACCAGUGGAUCAAACAGCCGCUCAUGGACAAAACCAAAAUAGAGGAGAGGCUUGACCUGGUGGAAAGUUUUGUGUGUGACUCUGAGCUGAGGCAGACCUGCCAGGACGAUUUGCUGAGGCGGUUUCCUGAUCUUCAUCGCCUGGCCAAGAAGUUUCACCGUCACACGGCAACGCUUCAGGACUGCUACCGCGUCUACCAGGCUGUGAGCCAAAUACCGGCUCUAAUCACUGCUCUGGAGAGAUACUCAGGUAGCUAUGAGACUCUGCUAAAUGCAGUGUUCCUCUCGCCUCUCAGAGACCUGCAGACUGACUUCACCAAAUACCAGGAGAUGAUUGAAACCACGCUGGACAUGAACCAGAUUGACCACCAUGAGUUCCUGGUGAAGGCAUCGUUUGAUCCAGUGCUGAGUGAACUGAGAGAAAAGAUGGAUGUGCUGGAAAAGAACAUGCAGGCAGUGCUGAACAGUGCAGCCAGAGAACUAGCUCUGGAGGCUGGUAAAACUGUAAAGCUGGAGUCAAACGCCAUGCUGGGUUUUUACCUGAGAGUCACAUGCAAGGAGGAAAAGAGUCUGAGGAACAACAAGAAAUUCACCACGCUGGAUGUCCAGAAGAACGGCGUGCGCUUUACCAACAGUAAGCUGAGCUCUCUGAACGAGGAGUACACCAAAAGCAGGGAGGAGUAUGAGGAAGCCCAGAACGCCAUCGUCAAAGAGAUCAUCAACAUUGCCUCAGGUUACGUGGAUCCCCUCCAGACGCUGAGUGACGUGAUAGCGCAGCUGGACGCGGUGGCGAGCUUUGCCGUCGCAUCGGUGUCUGCGCCUGUGCCGUUUGUUCGGCCUCGCCUCUUAGACGAUGGCUGCAGGCGCAUGGAGCUGCUGCAGGCCAGACACCCCUGCAUGGAGACAGAUGCAGACACUGCUUUCAUCCCUAAUGACAUCAGCUUUGUCCAGGGAGACAAGAGCUUCUAUAUCAUAACAGGACCAAAUAUGGGUGGCAAGUCCACCUUUAUCCGGCAGGUGGGUGUGAUUGCACUGAUGGCUCAGAUUGGCUGCUUUGUGCCAUGCGAGAAGGCGGAGCUUAGCGUGAUUGACAGCAUCCUGGCCAGAGUGGGAGCAGGAGACAGCCAGGUGAAAGGAGUGUCCACCUUUAUGUCCGAGAUGCUGGAGACAGCCGCCAUUCUGCGUUCGGCCACAGAGAAGUCGCUCAUCAUAAUCGACGAGCUCGGCAGAGGCACGUCCACGUACGACGGCUUCGGUCUGGCCUGGGCCAUCAGCGAACACAUCGCCUCCAAAAUCGGCUGCUUCUGCCUGUUUGCCACUCACUUCCACGAGCUGACGGUGCUGGCAGCUCAGCAGCCCACCGUCCACAACCUGCACGUCACAGCCCUGACAUCGCACAACACGCUCACAAUGCUGUACAGAGUCAGACCAGGUGUGUGUGACCAGAGUUUUGGAAUCCAUGUUGCCGAGUUGGCUUGCUUCCCAUCGUCAGUGCUGGCCGCUGCAAAGGACAAGGCGGAGGAGCUGGAAGAAUUCCAAGAACCUGCAGGACAUGAGCCAGAGAAGGAGGAGGAGCCCGAGGCUAAGAGGCGAAGGACAGACAAGCAGGUCGGGGAAAAUCUGAUCCAGGACUUUCUGCAGCAGGUGAAGUCACUUCCUGUUGCCACCAUGACUGAGGAGGAAGUGAAGGUGGAGCUCAGGAGAAUGAAGCAAGAGCUGAUCGCCAAAAAUAACACCUACAUCAGUGAGAUCCUCACACGCUGCGCUCCUGUAAAAACUGCUUGAUUUUUAGACGCCCGCUGUGCGCGCAGCAAACAUUAAAGCUCAUUGCUGUAGCGAACGACACUAGAGCGCUUGUAUAGUUUUUCAAUAAAGAAUCUUUU
Molecule: messenger RNA, 2938 nt
Organism: Archocentrus centrarchus (flier cichlid)
Lineage: Eukaryota; Metazoa; Chordata; Actinopteri; Cichliformes; Cichlidae
Gene: msh2
Product: mutS homolog 2 (E. coli)
Exons: 16
Coding region: 33-2840 (935 amino acids)
Biological process (GO): somatic recombination of immunoglobulin genes involved in immune response; mitotic recombination; mismatch repair
Cellular component (GO): nucleus; MutSalpha complex
Molecular function (GO): ATP binding; mismatched DNA binding; ATP-dependent DNA damage sensor activity
Source: RefSeq, a predicted model, not a curated record